Messenger RNA from Notodromas monacha, 696 nucleotides. The record is from the annotation of a GenBank genome assembly. NCBI's taxonomy places the organism in Eukaryota, Metazoa, Arthropoda, Ostracoda, Podocopida, Cyprididae.
AUGGCUGGGUUCACUGUGAGUGCUUCUCGAUUCUAUAAUUCUCGGCGUGGUUUUGUUGUUGUUGUUGUUGUUGCUGCUGUUGUUGUUGUUGUUGCUGCUGCUGCUGCUGCUGCUUCCCACCAUGGAGAUGCUGGCUUUUUGUCUCAACAGAUAACUUACUACGUCAUAGUUGUGAAGGACGUGUUCCUUUUGAGAAAGAAGAAGUGCAUCCGGUAUAUGGAGGGCAGCGAAAACGGGAUGGAGAAUCCCAACAGCGUGGCUUCGAGUCUGGAUGAAGCCAACACGCCCGACUCCAACAAGACGGACAACUCCAUUUCCGGCUCCAUGUCGGCAUCCGGUUCCGGGUCAACGUCAGACCGCGAGGGCCACCGGUCCAUCCUCAGUCCGGCCAUGAGCAUGAGUUCCCCCCAGAGCUUACCCCUCACCUCACCUAUGAUGCUUCCUUCGCCGAGCCUCUCACUCAUGUCACCCAUGACGCCAAACUCGGCACUCUCCAGGUCCAAUGAGCCACCAACGGCGGCGACAAGCUCGAGCCACCAGGCCAUGCCGCAGUCGUCAUCGCUGCACCAACCCGUGCUGCUGCUGAGCUCGUUGCCUGUGUCCACAUCGGCAGGCAUGCCGUGCGGAGUCACGGCUGGUGCAGCGAGUGCCAGUUCUUUCAGCGAUUCCUCUCCACCCACCUAUGUCGCUCUUUGA